AUGAUACGCUUUGGCGAUGUUACCUACCAAACAAAAGGCCUGCUAGGUGAUCGAAAUCGCUCAGAAAGGGCGACAGAAGGAACCUUUCUUAGCGCAUUUUUCAAGCGCUUAGCUUCUGCUAGUGGCGGGGCGGCAAGGCCAUGUUGUACAGUUGGAAGCCUAAGCCAAGAAGUGUUCGCACCGAAAGUACGGUGGAGGUUGGUUGAAGAUGAUGUUAUGCGGCGUUCAGAGUUUUUCUCUAUUCCUCUCGUAUAUCAUAAACAGAUCUUCCCCUCCACACCAAUCACGAGUUUUUCUCUAUUCCUCUCGUAUAUCGUCGUAAUACCCUUAAUGCUAGGUUUUGAAAAAGACUUUUUAUGUCAUUCCCGUUUAGGUCCGAUUCGGAUCCCUCCAUUGUUUUCUUUUCCUUUCGCACCUUUUCCUCGAAAUGAGAAAGAAAAUGGUACACUUGAAUUGUAUUAUUUAAGUGCUUAUUGCUUGCCAAAAAUCCUACUUCUACAAUUGGUAGGUCACCGGGUUAUUCAAAUAAGUCGUGUUUUCCGUGGUUUUCCCAUGUUACAACUUUCGUACCAAUUCGGUCGAUCCGGAAUGGAUCGGUUAAACAUUUCAUUAGGUAGCCUGGUCUUGACUCUUCUGUGUGGUAUUCAUUCUUGUUCGGCUCUUGGAAUCACAUCCAGCAGUGGUUGGAACAGCUCGCAAAAUCCAACCACUUCACCUACUUCAUUGCCCCCAACCGUUUCUCGUACUUCUAUUGAAACAGAAUGGUUUCAUGUUCUUUCAUCGAUUGGUUAUUCCUCUUCGUUCACAUCUCUUUUUCCAAUUUUAGUCUUGAUUAGUUCACAAGAUUGA
This is a messenger RNA of Capsicum annuum, 849 nucleotides long. Its product is annotated as putative cytochrome c biogenesis ccmB-like mitochondrial protein. Bases 1 to 849 code for a protein of 282 amino acids. NCBI's taxonomy places the organism in Eukaryota, Viridiplantae, Streptophyta, Magnoliopsida, Solanales, Solanaceae. Gene Ontology annotation, biological process: cytochrome complex assembly; heme transport. The transcript is spliced from 3 exons. Gene Ontology annotation, molecular function: heme transmembrane transporter activity. Gene Ontology annotation, cellular component: membrane. The record is from RefSeq and is a predicted model, not a curated record.